AUGCUACUAUUUAAUGUGCGUCUUAAUGGGAAGAACUACUGCUUAUGGUCUUUCCAAAUGAGACGUUUUCUCAUGGGACGAAAGUUAUGGGGCUAUAUUGAUGGUUAUGUUCCCCAGCCUAAGAAUGAAAAUGGGCGUAGUGAUUGGCUUGUCAUAGAUAGCUCUAUUAUGAUAUGGAUUAUGAACUCAGUUGCACCCAAAAUUGGGCACAACUUCACGUAUAAAUCUAAUACCAAAGCAUUGUGGGAUUAUUUACGGAAGAUUUAUUCUCAAGCAAAUACUGCCCGUCUGUAUACCCUUGAACAUAAGAGCAUGAAGACACAACAAAGGGACUCAUCAAUUCAAGAUUAUUUUAAUACUCUUUCAUAUAUAUUGAAUGAGAUGGACUCAAUGGAGAUAGAGCCACCCAAUGAAGUUGUUACUAAAGCACGAAAUCGGUCUCGUUUAUUUCACUUCCUUAUGGGGCUGCGAUCGGAGUUUGAAAGCAUGAGCGCAUCAAUCCUUCAUCGUACUCCCCCUCCACCAUUAGAUGAUUGCCUCUCAAAUCUCCUUGUUGAAGAAACUCGUUUAAGCUGUUUUGAGGUUUCAAAUCCACAUCACAAGAUGUCAUUGAUGUAG
Amborella trichopoda is the source of this 618-nucleotide messenger RNA. RefSeq lists its product as uncharacterized. NCBI's taxonomy places the organism in Eukaryota, Viridiplantae, Streptophyta, Magnoliopsida, Amborellales, Amborellaceae. The record is from RefSeq and is a predicted model, not a curated record.